This is a messenger RNA of Silurus meridionalis, 1783 nucleotides long. It is a transcript of the gene bhmt, whose product is annotated as betaine-homocysteine methyltransferase. The transcript is spliced from 8 exons. Lineage: Eukaryota; Metazoa; Chordata; Actinopteri; Siluriformes; Siluridae. The record is from RefSeq and is a predicted model, not a curated record. The coding region runs from base 83 to 1285 and encodes 400 amino acids. Gene Ontology annotation, molecular function: zinc ion binding; betaine-homocysteine S-methyltransferase activity.
CGUUCUUGCUUUCACCAGAGUACCAGGGUUGAGAGCUGCUCCGACGUUAACAUUAUAUCCACUUGGAAGACCUGCAAAAGAAAUGGCACCUGCCGGAUCAAAGAAGGGCAUCCUGGAGCGCCUGGAUGCAGGUGAGAUUGUGAUCGGAGACGGCGGCUUCGUCUUCGCCCUGGAAAAAAGAGGCUACGUGAAAGCCGGACCCUGGACCCCUGAAGCUGCAGCUGAGCACCCUGAAGCGGUGCGACAGCUGCACCGAGAAUUCCUGAGGGCAGGGUCAAAUGUCAUGCAGACUUUUACCUUCUACGCCAGCGACGACAAGCUUGAGAACAGAGGCAACGCUGUCUGCUUCACUGGGGCACAAGUCAACGAGGCCGCUUGUGACCUGGCAAGGGAGGUCGCCAAUGAGGGCGAUGCCCUGGUGGCAGGAGGAGUCUCCCAGACCCCCUCCUACCUGAGCUGCAAAAGCGAGACUGAAGUGAAGGCCAUCUUCAAGAAGCAAAUGGACGUCUUCGUCAAGAAGAACGUAGAUUUCCUGAUCGCCGAGUACUUCGAGCACGUGGAAGAAGCUGAGUGGGCCGUCCAUGUCCUCAAGGAGACUGGGAAACCUGUCGCUGCCUCUCUGUGCAUUGGACCAAUGGGAGACAUGCACGGGGUCACGCCCGGAGAGUGCGCUAUCCGUCUGGUAAAGGCCGGUGCCGAUAUCGUCGGUGUGAACUGCCACUUUGACCCCAAAACCUGUGUUGAGACUGUAGCAAUGAUGAAGGCAGCAGUGGAAAAGGCUGGUCUUAAAGCUCACUUUAUGGUGCAGCCUCUGGCAUACCACACGCCUGACUGCGGCUGCCAAGGCUUCAUCGACCUGCCCGAGUUCCCAUUCGCUCUCGAGCCCAGAGUUCUGACCCGCUGGGAUAUGCAGCAUUAUGCCCGAGAGGCCUACAAUGCAGGUAUCCGAUUUAUCGGAGGCUGCUGUGGAUUUGAGCCCUACCACAUCCGUGCUGUAGUUGAGGAGCUGGCUCCGGAGCGCGGAAUCCUGCCCGAGGGAUCCCAAAAGCAUGGCCCGUGGGGUAGCGGCCUAGAGAUGCACACUAAGCCAUGGGUUCGUGCCAGAGCCCGUCGUGAUUACUGGGAGAAGCUGAAGCCCGCCUCCGGUCGCCCGCUCUGCCCAUCCAUGUCCACCCCGGACAGCUGGGGCGUCACUAAAGGCCACCCGGACCUGAUGCAGCAGAGGGAGGCCACCACUGAGGAUCAGCUGCGUCCACUGUUCGCCAAGUCCGAAUCCAAGUGCUGAACGAAGGGAAUCUCUAAGAUCCUCCAGAAAACAGAGCGAGAAAAGAGAGAAGAGGAAGGGGAGGAACGAGGUUGAAAACGACAAGAUCUUGCUCUUUCUUGAUUUCUCUUGUUCUGUUUCUCUUUGUUAGUUGAAAUUUUAUCAAAAGCGAAGCGUUCAUAUUGGCAUGUUGUUGUUGUGCCAGGACCAUUUUUCUAUCCAAACAAAUCUCAGUUUUUUUUUUUCCUCCAACAUGUGAAAGUAGUGUUUAGAUGAAGAAGUGUAUUUAUAAUCAUACCUCAGACACCGCUGCAUUUGUGUUUUACUGCACGAUAUCCACACUAACGUCGUGGUCUGUGACCUGUGAGCCGAGUCCACGUGUCCGAUGACACUGAGACAAGCUUCGUGAACACGUUCGAUCGUUCGAAAUUCCAAGUUCGCAGGUGAUCGAGUGACAAUUUCUCCGUUUUUGCAUUUAGUUGCUGGUUCAAUGCUUCAUUAAACACCUCGAUGUCAUAA